AUGCCUCCCAAAGGUAAAGGUCGAAAGGCGGCAGCCGCAAAGAAACCAGUACGACGCUCCGAAAGAGCAUACAAAAAUGCAACACCACCAGCCGAAGAAGAGAUCCUAGCCGGACCAGAGAGAUUUGCACCGUGGUUCCCCCUCCUGCAAAAGAUCAGAAAAGACAACUGGAAGCGACAAAACAACAUUUCGCUAGAAGGCACCAACUUACACCCAGCUCAGACGCAAGCGAAGGACGAAUUCCCCGAGAUCCUAGAGAACAUACACCGCUCUUUGAGUGCUGCCCCCAAGGUCUACGACAACAAAUUGGUUCCGCCAAGUGAGUAUCCCGCCGUGCAGCUGCAGAACGGCGUCCUCACUCCCGAAUUGUCAAGACGACCGAGGAACUUGGAAUGGCUACGAACGCGACUCCGAACAGCCCGACACAUCGCCGACUGGCCUGUCACCAAAUGGCAGUCUUACAGCAUGCAUUCGUACUUGAACACCACCAAGGAAGCCGUCAUGUGCCGGACGAUGCCGCUGUUCCAAGAAUACUCCCACGACCCCAGCUACAUCAGGACGUUCUGCCAAUGCUUCGAAGACUUUCCCGAAUACGUCCCCUUCUCCCGCGGAAUCGAGAAACCUUGCCCUGGAUUCGCCCAAGGAUUCAAGCUCGAUGCGUAUCCCUGCGUCGACGUCGAGUAUCUCUCCGCCUCGGUAUGCUUCACCCGCAGUCAGACUUCCCUCGUCCAUCCACACCUCGCCGGCGACUUUACCUACGGAGACCUCAAAGCCCUGGAAGCAGCAAGCGCACGCCACGGCGCGGCAAUGGUCUACAUGCGAAACAUUGCCCUCGCCCACAUGCAGAAGGAGAUUCUACCUGACAUUGCCGAGGUCAUGACGUUUACAACCAACGGCGUCUUCAUCAACUUCUACGCGCACUAUGAAUCUAGAUCUUCGGAUGGUAAGGUGGUCUAUCACCAGUAUCCUAUUUUGACGGCGAACCUGCUUGGGUCGUAUCACGAGUUUCUGCAGGGCGUUGCGAUGUUGCGGAAUUGUCAGGACCAUGCUCUGUUUAUGGCUACGCACCUGAGGGAUGCUCUGGAGAAGUAUCACAUACGGAACGGUGUAAGUGCUUGGACGUAUCGUUUGGAUCAGGGCGAACAUAUUCUGUCGGAGAGCGAGGACAGCGAGAUGGGAGAGGCUCACGAUGUAAGGGAUUUUGUGAAUGGAGACGGAGCUUGUUCGAGUGAUGGCGAGAGCACGGAUGGAAGCAGCAGCGACGAGGACGAGUCUUAUGACACGGCUUAUGAAGAUCAGUCGCCAAGGAAGCUUCGAGUUCGGGGAUUGAUGAUGCUGAGGCCGAAGAGAGGAGGGGUGUUGAGGAGGGAGCAGAGGGAUUCCAGUUCGCAGAAGCGGAGAGCCGGUAAGGGUGCUGACGGGGCGGCAAAGAAGAAGAGGAGGUAG
Molecule: messenger RNA, 1446 nt
Organism: Trichoderma citrinoviride
Lineage: Eukaryota; Fungi; Ascomycota; Sordariomycetes; Hypocreales; Hypocreaceae
Exons: 1
Coding region: 1-1446 (481 amino acids)
Source: RefSeq, a predicted model, not a curated record